Molecule: messenger RNA, 1062 nt
Organism: Eimeria mitis
Lineage: Eukaryota; Apicomplexa; Conoidasida; Eucoccidiorida; Eimeriidae
Source: RefSeq, a predicted model, not a curated record
AUGCAAAAAACAAUAAACGCCAUUCAACAACAAAACAAACAAAAUAAAAAAUACACCUAUAACGGAUAUGAUGCUUUUGGUGCUGCUGAUGCCGCCCUCAAUGUGCUGCAGCAGCUACCAGGCAUGCAGCCGCCUGCUGCUGCAGCACCAGCAGCAACACCAGGAGCAGCAGCAAAGGCUGAGGAGACACUUCAGAACGCAGUGGGAAGAGACACCAACACAGGCAAAUAUGUCUACAACGGAUACUGCACACUCACACAAACCCCACAGCAGCAGCAGCAGCAGCAGCGGGACGGGAAAGCAAAUGCAGCUGAGCAAGGUGCUGGAGAAGCAGCAAAAGGAGCAGCAGCAGCAAAAGAUGCAGCAACAAAGAAAGAAGGAGAAAAGAAACAAACAGAAAACAACAAAAUAGAAAAACAGAAAAGCCCCACCCUCAGCAUAAGAAGAUGGUCUAGAGGAAAGACAACAGCAGAGACAGACAAAACACAAAAACAAAAAGAAGGAAAUGAAAUACAACGCACAUCAACUGCUGCUGGUGCUCCUGCUGCUGCUCCUGCAGGAGAGCAGCAACAAAAGGCAAAAGACACGCAGCAGAAACCCGCAGCCGCUGCUGCAGCGAAAAAAGAUAGCCAAAAGCCUGCCGCUGCUGCUGCUGCUCCUGCACAGCAGCAGCAAAAGCAACAGCAACCGCAGCAGCAGCAAUCUGCUACUAAGGACAAAAAACCUGCAGCAGAGCCAAAGGCUCAGCCGCCGAAGGAGUCGCAGCAGCAGAAGCAGCAGCAGCAACAGAACCAGCAGCAGCAGCAGCAGCAGCAGCAGCAAAAGGAGGAAAAGAAGGAGCCACAGAAGCCACAAGAGGCCCAGGAGCAGAAAGAGCAACCCCAAGAUCAACAGAAGAAUGAGCAGCAGCAACAGAACCAGCAGCAGCAACAGCAGCCUCAGCAACAGGAGCAGCAGCAGCAGCAGCAGCAGCAGGAACAACCUGAUGAUGAAGAGCAGCAGGAGCAGCGGAAGGCUCAUAUGUUUAAACUAUCCCAAAAUGCUUGCUGCGUAAUUCAAUGA